AUGGCGCCGCACUUUGGAGGUUUAUGGGAAUCCACGAUCAAACUCUUUAAACACCAUUUUAAGCGUGUCGUAGGAGAUUUGCUAUUUACAUUCGAGGAGCUGAACACAUUUGCCAUCGAAAUCGAAGGCAUUCUGAACUCUAGGCCUAUUACAUCGCUAUCAUCUGACCCGAACGACUUACUCGUGUUGUCCCCCGCUCAUUAUCUGAUCGGAAAGCCACUUACAGCCCUUCCGGAGGGCGAUUUGUCCGCUGUUCCAGCAAAUAGACUGUCCACCUGGCAACAUAUCUCAAAGGAAAGACCGAAGCUCGAAGUUGGAGCCGUGGUUCUUGUAAAAGACAAAAAUCUACCCUGUACACAGUGGGCCUUAGGCAGGGUCAUAACGACUCAUCCAGGUAAAGACGGAAUAGUACGAGCCGCCACCGUCAAAACGAAGUUUGGAGAGCUCAAAAGAGCUGCAAAAUGUUUGUGCCCGCUGCCAAUCGAAGGGGAGCACACAUAA
This is a messenger RNA of Temnothorax curvispinosus, 501 nucleotides long. RefSeq lists its product as uncharacterized. The transcript has 2 exons. The coding region runs from base 1 to 501 and encodes 166 amino acids. The record is from RefSeq and is a predicted model, not a curated record. NCBI's taxonomy places the organism in Eukaryota, Metazoa, Arthropoda, Insecta, Hymenoptera, Formicidae. Gene Ontology annotation, molecular function: nucleic acid binding.